Phytophthora sojae is the source of this 1355-nucleotide messenger RNA. RefSeq lists its product as hypothetical. Gene Ontology annotation, cellular component: precatalytic spliceosome. The transcript has 10 exons. Lineage: Eukaryota; Oomycota; Peronosporomycetes; Peronosporales; Peronosporaceae. The coding region runs from base 1 to 1230 and encodes 409 amino acids. The record is from RefSeq and is a predicted model, not a curated record.
AUGUCCCGCUCGGCGCUGACGCGCCACGCGCUGCAGAAGUCCCUGCGCGGGCAGAGCGCGCAGGACCAGCCGCCAGAGGAGACCCAGCGCCGCGUCAAGCAGGACGAGCUGCCCAUCUACGGCAACGACUCGACGUACAACCUGAACACGCUGCUGCACCAGAACAUCCUGCAGUCCGCCUACUUCCACGAGCUCUACAAGCUGCGCACAUACCACGAGGUCGUGGACGAGAUCUACUACCGAGUGGACCUUGCCGAGCCCUGGUCGCCAGGCACCGCGCGCAUCCCGUCGAGCUGCUUCUGUCUGCUGCACAAGUUCUUCCUCAUGCGCCUCACGCGCAAGCAGAUGCAGGGCCUGCUGCGUCACACGGACUCACCGUACAUCCGCGUGGUUGGCUUCCUGUAUCUGCGCUUCACGUGCGACCCUGAGGAGCUCUGGACGUGGUUCGAGCCGUACCUGGAAGACCCGGAGGAGUUCAACGCGUCCGCCAACCCGAGCUUGAAGACGACCAUUGGAGAGUGGCUGAUCAGCCUGCUGGAGGAGAACAACUACUUCGGCACGAUUCUGCCGCGCAUCCCGAAGAAAAUUGAGGACGGGAUUAAAGUCAAGCUACUGCUGCUGUCCCGCAAGAAAGAGCGCGCGAAAGAAAACUUGGCCAUUGUGGAUCGCCUGAAACCGGGCACGAAAAUUCGCGCGAUGUACGCUGACGAAGAGAACGAGCCAGCGAUGUACGACGCUGUAAUUGACAAGGUCGAAGAGGGCAACCAAUUCUGGGUUUCGUUUCCGGCGUAUGGAAAUACAGAGAAAGUGAGUCUAGGUGACAUUGAAUUCGACAAGGGCAAACAACACAGGCGUCGUCGUAACCGCAGCCGCAGUCGUAGUCAAACGCGAAGCAAGACUAGCGGCGGGGAUAUCACGGGGGAUCUCUUGCAGCAAGUCCGCGAGCGUGAACGGCGUAAGGCUGAGGCAGUGGGGCGUGACUACGCCUCGCGUCCUGUGAGCUACAAGGGAUCUCUAUCGCUGAAGCUCGACCGCUGGACCACGCGGAAGCGCUCCCGUAGCCCCACGAAACGCGACGAAGUGGUAGUCGUCCAGCCAGGAAUGUCGACUGGCGAUGAGCGACCUCGCAGCAGAUCCCCUUCGCCUGGAAAAGCGCGCGAGGCCGAGGAGCGUCUCAAGAAGCUCCGCGCAAUGUACGGCGACGCAUCCGCGAAGCCCAAGGAGGAGUAGGCAAGAAGCGAGUACCAGCCAUGAAGGAGAGGGAGAAGGAGAGAAAGAAAGAGGGUACGUCGAGAGCGCUGCACCAAUAGCCUCCACAGUGCAUCAGUGAAUACAGAUCUGGAAAUGCGGCGCUG